AUGGCAAGGGACGGGGCAGCGGCGCAGGUGGUUGCCGCAGUUGCGGCCAGCCCCAGCUGGGGCCGCGCGGCCGCUGCCUUGCGAGAGGCGGCGCCAGCGCGGGCGUACGUGCCCGUCCCACUUCUAGGGCAGCCCAUGCAGAUGCAGCAGACGCAGCAGACGCAGCAGACGCAGCAGCCGCAGCAGACGCAGCAGACGCAGCAGAUGCAGCAGACGCAGCAGAUGCAGCAGAUGCAGCAGAUGCAGCAGAUGCAGCAGAUGCAGAUGCAUCAAACUGCGCAGCCUCAGCCGAUACUUGGUUUACUGCAACAUUGCAACUGUGUCGCAUGGGUUCACUUUGGCUGCAGGGGCUGCAUUCGGGCCUUGAUGACGUCCGGCUGA
This is a messenger RNA of Effrenium voratum, 381 nucleotides long. The record is from the annotation of a GenBank genome assembly. Lineage: Eukaryota; Dinophyceae; Suessiales; Symbiodiniaceae.